UGUCUAGAGGGGCGGCACACAGAGAGCGGGCAGGCCUGCGCGGCUUCAAACCACUCACGAAGCUACGAUGAACAUGUUUGAUUGCCUGCAGACUGCUAGCUCUUCGUCAUUCUCUACCCAACACUGACAGGGAAAGCAUCGUGUUGUGCACAUUUUACACAUCGUGUUCUCUACUACUAGGCGUAUUUUACUACAGUCUCCGUUUUAUAUUUGUAACCGUUAGGUUUGGAGACAUUUUCCACCGUCAUCAUGUUGGCUACAAGACCGCUUAUGCAUACGGAAUAUCUACAGCCUUUGGACCCUUUGCCAACAACGUUGGAUGCAAAGAAGAGUCCUUUGGCUUUGUUAGCCCAGACUUGCAGCAGCAUCGGCAAGCCAGACCCACCUCAAAGCAGCAACGACGUCAAGCCAGCACUCGCCCCCAUCGGCCGUCAAUCACCCACCGGGAAACACUCUCCGGAGAAGGCCUCCUCAGUUGCCGGCCUCCCCGAGUCCAGCUUCAAGCCGUACAAACAACCGGACAAGAGAGACGGUGAUGCCCUGGUCAUCAAGAUCGGCUACCAGGGGAAGGAUGGAAAGAGAGAGGUGAAAUCGCCCCUGAUCAACUCGCCCCACUCGCCUCUGCUGAAGGCCAAGUCAGAGCCGACCACAACACCAAGAUCGACCCCGGGUAGCACCGAGAUGGGGCAUUCCUCACUCAGCGAAAGUGGACAUAAAGACACCCUCACGAACUCUAAGCCCACGGCCCCCGUCCAAGCCGCUCAGGUCGCCCCAUCACAUCUACAUCAUUCCAGCUAUCCAGGACAUUACAAGCACGGUCUUCUCCCCGCUUCACACGCCGGUCACUGUGGUUGUCCAUCGCAAGUUGUAGGGCACAUGCCGUACUAUCCCGACCCUGCUGUAGCGGCCCGUGACCCCAUGAGCGUUCACUCUCCCCACAAGCACGAAGUGAACCCCCUUCUGGCAGCCACGGCCUCGCCCUACACCGCUUACGCCAGAGUUAAGACGGCCGAUGGUGGUACCACCCUUAUGCCCAUUUGCCGUGAUCCCUACUGCACGAACUGUCAGAGCGCCCAGCACUACCAGACUGCAUCUCACUCCGGAUGUACACAAUGCAGACAUGACACUUUCGCUCUGAACACACCUUUCCCUAUCGCCCUACCCCUCCCGGGUAGCUUAUCCCCCUACCCCCUGCCGAGCAGUGUUCCCUCCAGCGCACACCCAUCUCAGUACCUGUACCCACACCCAACCACCACCACAUCCCAGGAUCACGGACAUGUAUGUAACUGGGUAUCGGGUGCCACAAGUUGCGGGAAGAGAUUCGCAAGCAGCGAGGAACUUCUCCAACAUUUGCGUACUCACACCAUGACCAACAGUGAGGUCCCAACAUCGGCAGCCCUCAGUGCGACGCUAAGUGCUCAGUUGUCCGCCUACUACAUGCAAUAUCCAACGGCAGCUGCUGCCGCUGCAGCUGCUGCUGCAGGUACAUUCGGACUACCUAAACCAGGCUUCCCAUCCCCCCUCAGCCCAGUCGGUGCGAUCAGGUACCACCCGUACUCCAAGAGUCCAUCACCAAUCGCAGCCCUGCCUGGUCUACCGACCGGUGCUUACUACUCCCCGUACGCUCUUCACGACAUCAAGUCAAGAUUCGCAACUGCCGGACUUCCUCACUAGUGAAAACACCGAGUAAAAACUCUUAAGACAAUAAACCAACUCUAAGAAAAAAAACACUUGUGCUAUUCUGCCUCUGAAGGCAAGUUGCCGUUAAAAACUCAGAAAUUGUAUCUUUAAAAAACGGUUAACAGUACAUUUAGCAUUGUUUAUCGGGUAGUUCAGAGUUACUAUACAAGUUUGUGUAUAUAUUUUUUACCAUAAAAUUAUUGUACAGUGUUUAUUUGUAAUUUUUUUCAGAGAGUAAUAUUUGAAAGGGUGGAUGUGUUUAAGUUUCAAAUCUUGCUAUAAACCGAUGGGCAGCUAUCUUUAAACAACUGUGAAUCACUCUUCUUUACAUUAAUAUUCAGUCCGGAAAUAUGAUUGUUAAAACUUUACGAACUUCCAAAACACUACCUUGCAAAAUAUUUCUCCUUUGAAACAAUUUUGUUUUAAUUUCCUCUGAUUAUUUGAAUAUUCAUUUCUGGUAGUGCAAGUUUGAAGUAUUGCUAAACAUCUGAACCGAACCGAUUUUCUUUCUAUCUGGAGUGGGAGAAGUAAAACAUGUUUCUCUUAUAAAAGAACUCGACAUGAAGUUUAAUCUUUUUAAAUUUUCAUGUGGAACAAAUGCAACCGAUUUCCCGCUCGGGUGUUGAGAUGUUUCUCUCAAAUUAAAGAAAUCAGGUAUAACAAAACCAUGAAUUUCCUUCAAUUUAAGAUUUUUCUUGUACUCGUUCACAUUUCAUUAACGUAUUAUCUUAAACGGUGAUUAGUAAAUUUCCCGUGUACAGUCAGAGAGGGGCCAGGCGGUGCUCUUGAAAAUCGAUGAAUAUUUUGUAAUCAGUACAAACCCAAUGGCAUGGAUAUGUCAACGCUAUUAUUCACUUUGUGUCCCUAUCACUAAUCAUGUUUACUUCAGUGAAUGGGUUUCCCUUUUCCGUCGAUGAGACUUCUAAUUUCCCACAUCUUUUCAACAUGCAAGAUGCUUAGUUCCGUGGGUCUUGAUACCCGUUUUUUUUUUAAAAGACUUGUAGGUUUUAUUUGGAGGGGGCCUUACCGCAAUUCGUCCGUCAACGCUGGGUUGUCGAGUCGGUUACAGAUUGCACGCUGUCUGAUGCAGUGAUAAGGUUCGCUAGUAGCGUCUUGAUGAUUUAUGGCUUCCCCCAACACACACACCGCAGUUACUACUCACCAUUUAUUAAAAAAAUUCAGACCAACAGUAAAUUAUUUAUGAUCCCUUUUUUUAUUAUCAAUUGUUGUUUUUUGUUCAUUCCCGUUCAUUUAUGGUGGCAUUUGCAGGAACUUACUGGUUAAUGUAAUGAUUAAACAGUUCAUUCAUCGUUUACAUAUCAACCAUUUAUGAUAACUACUUGUUUGUAAAACAGAAAUCACUUACGACUUCACAUUUUUAUAAAGUUGGAGUUUUUUCUAAAUGGUGAAUCCCAGUGAAGUUGUACAGCGUUGAGUGUGUACAUGUUGUUUUCCAUUAAAAUACAGAAGUUAAACGAUA
Molecule: messenger RNA, 3160 nt
Organism: Asterias rubens (European starfish)
Lineage: Eukaryota; Metazoa; Echinodermata; Asteroidea; Forcipulatida; Asteriidae
Product: zinc finger protein 703-like
Exons: 2
Coding region: 250-1674 (474 amino acids)
Biological process (GO): negative regulation of DNA-templated transcription
Cellular component (GO): nucleus
Source: RefSeq, a predicted model, not a curated record